CACGUCGUCGGAUAUCGUGCCGUGCCUUCGCGCAAGCAUCUGUGUCACUCCAGCCGGUGUAUACAUCCUGUCAUUCGUGUUAUCAACCUGCGCCGUUGUUUGUCGGCGCUCGUUUACGCGAAGGGGGCCGAUCCGCACCGAUUCCUGCGCGUCUGGGCCAACGGUAGGUUUCGAUCGCCGCUGUCAACACCGCCAGUUUGCGUCGAAAUCCGGGCUUUGCGAGUAAUGGCUACGGGUCAGCGCCCAGCGCGCUACACUCUAAGUGGCUUUUCGCCCGAGUACGACUGGAGGCCAACCGAGUUUGAAGAUCCCGUCGACGUCGACAGGUACUGCGCGUUGUGUCUGGUGUUGCCGAGGGGAACGGCGCAGUUGGGUUGUUCUCACGUGCUUUGCGAGCCGUGCUACAUGGCGUCGCUCGAAAACGGCCAGCGCUGCCCGAUCGACGACGCAGCCUAUGCCGAAGGCGAGGUGAAGUGGCUCUCUACACGGCCGCAGGAACUGGAAAGCAUGCGGGUCAAGUGCUGGAACGCGAAGCACGGCUGUCCUUUCGUGGGGACACUGAGCGAUCUCCCGGCUCACUACUGCCAGAAGUGUCGAUUCCACACCAUCUCCUGCGAUCGCUGCCUCGCCGAAGUACCAAGGUCCAGCGCGCGCGAGCACCGAAACAUUUGCGCCAGCCACGACCACGGGCUGGAAUCUCAAGAAGGCGGCGGAGUGACGGCGUCCGACGUUGUGAAGCCGGCCGGCGACUCGGAAAAACUUCGCGGACUCUCUCUCACCGAGGUCGCCGACUUCCAGUAUAGCCUCGAGACCAAACUCAACUCGCUCGUCGAGCACAUCCAUGGCAGGGAAGCCACAGGCGUCUCCAACUCAGAAUUAGUCACCGCUGCAGUCAGUCUCCUGCGUUCCGUCGGUCUGCUAUCCCUCUCGGCAACGUGGCGACCGCAGGGACUAGCCGUGGUGGUCAGCAGGGUUCGCUACUUCACCAGACAGGUUCCGGAGUAUGCGGAGGAGGUUUACAGCGCGCCGUCGAACGUCUGUGGCUACUCCUUGAGGCUCGGGGUCCGCUGCGAGCGCAAGCUGGUGUCCCCGACAAAAUCCUCCAGUGACGAGGACAAUAAGGAGGACCUUGUCCUGAGGUUCAAGGUCCAGCUCUGCCCAGCUGCCAACAACUCGGCGUUGCAAUGGCCCUUUCGCAAGUCUCUGACGUUCUCGGUUAUUCAUCCGCAAGAUUCUACCAAGGAGGUCCGCUUCUUCCACAACACAUCCAUGAUGGCAAGCGAGCCUUCUUUCCAGAUGCCUCGUUGUGCGGAAAACCCUCCUUUCACUGUUGGUGGCCCACUUCAUGUUAGUGCGCUAGCUGGUUGCCAGUACUGGAGCUAUGGUACCCUGCAACUGAGGCUCAGUAUGUCUCUCUCAUCUGGUGGGCAACAUGAAGAAAGCAAUGACUGAGACAGGUUCCAGCAGCAAGAUGCUUGGUUGGCUAAGUAUGAGAGGCCUGCUCUUUCCUUUUUAUGUCACUUAGGCAGUGGACAUCACAUUUAUCCGUGUAAAGCAGAGCAAGUGAUGACAGUGAAAGAAAAGAUACUGGCAUGACUAGACAGAUGCUGGUCUUGCAAAGUGUGUUUAUUUCCUGUCAUUUCUUUUUUAUUUAUUUUCUUGCUGUGAUGAAUCAAUUCACUCUGGUACAAAUCUUGUUAGUCUGGAAUGUACCAACAUGGGUCAUCAUUACGAAUUUCUGUUCUUAUGAUAUCCAGAUGCAGGAACGUGAGUUCAGUUUGGAAGUUUCCUUGUUGUUACAAGUUGCUACAGUCAUUCUUUUACCCAAAGAAUCUCAGGGUGCCCCAAACAGCUUUUCUGCAGAACAAUUUGGUUAAAUUUAUCUUCUGUUAUGGCCACUGUCGCCACGAUGACUACUUACAAUUAACUACUACGAUGACUACUACGAUUAACUACUUAUAAGGCCACCAUUCAGUUCAUUGAACUGGGAUUUGCAUAAAAGUGAAGAUGCAGAGUUUAAUUGCUACCAAAGGAAAAACGUUCACUUAUUGUAGGUUGUGUGCACUCUCGUAGGUAAAUUGUUCAAAAAACUUUAUUUAAAUGAAAAAUAAAGAAGAUCCUGUCUUAGCACUUGCGUGUAUCGAACGCUCAACCAGCACAGCUAGCAGAGUUGACCUUUAAGCCAGCAUGUGGUGCUUGCACUAUAGCUUAAACCAUUAACAGACACUCCAUUGCACGGAGAAUGUUGUUUUGGACGCCAAGGCUAUGUAAUUUUAACUGAAUUUACACAACAGCUAGUACAUCCAAUCUAGUUUGCAACUUCACAAAGCAUCAAUAUAAACAAACAUUCAGUUGCGAGGAGGAACCAGUUUUAUAGAGUGAGGGUGUGUCACUUUAAAGCCCACAAAAGUUAUUCGGCUCCAGUGUGCACUCUUCAUGACUUGGGUCAUUCGUGAGCAAUUUGUUACAUGGAGGCAAUUUCUUACAGCAGUAUGAUGAAUGCAGAAUUAAAAUUAUGGAUUGAAGGCAAUAAGAGUGCUUUCAAACCAUGUAGGGACAUUCUAAUCAUACAUUUCAAAGACAUUUAAGCCUUGAGGAAGCUGAUUUUAUGUUCCCAUGACUGUUAAAGUAAUAUUACAAAAGCAAAGAGCUCAAAGGAGCAGGAAAGGUUUUAUUACUUGAAGCAUAAAGGAAUGCACUAUUGCUUCAAGGAUUCCUUUUUUUUUGUGCAGCGGAACCAUGUCACUGCUUUUCUUUCAGUCUUAGCUGCAACAUUUCCAUGACUUGGACCAUAAAUCUACAUUCCAUUGUAUGGAGAAUGACAUGUUGUGCAGCAACACUCUGAUAACCAAACUAAUGACUGAGUCGAUGCUAAAAGUUGUUUUAAGACCAGCCUAUGACAUUCCCUUUUUUCUGGAAUUGGAAUUCUUUUGAGAGUAGGAUGCCUUUUGCACCUGUGCAAUGACGGUUCAUACGAAACCACAAAAUCGCAGUGCUGGGCUUUUUCGGAUGAGCUUGCUACAUUUUCCUUGUCUUGGACCAAUAACACAUAUUUCAGCAUGCUGAAAUGCUGGGCAAAUUAGUAUUCAUUUAUAGUGGGAGGGCAAAAAGAAACACUGCCACAAAGAUGACAGAAACAUGUUGCCAUACAUACUGUGUUUCCUCCUGCAUUCUGACUAUAUGCAGAUAUCUUCUUGGACAAUAAUUUGGGAUCAGUAAGCUUAAGCACAAUGGCUUCAUAGGCUUAAGUUGCAGUAUUUCAUGUACAUGUUUAGUGUUAUAUUUGCUGAGACAUCAUUAAAUUUAUGCUGUUGUCUUAAUGUUUGUAUAGUAUGUUGGUUGCAAGAGUGACAGCUUCAGUCAUGACUUACUCAGCAUUAAGCAAUAUCCUAAUACUAAAUAAGUGUUAAUGGUUUCUCGGAUAAUGACUGUAUAGGUUGAUUUAAUGUAUGGUCUUGGUGUACCAAAUCAUAAAUUUAGCCAUGAUUGACAAAUUUGGUUGCGAACCCAUACAACUCUUUAAUGAGAACAGUAUGCAGCCUUUAUAUUAUUAGCACCCCAACUUUUCAGUGAUUAAGGCACAACCUCCAAUGAAAUGCCCCUGAAGAGUAUAACAGAAUGAGUGACUUAUGAAUUCCACUUAGGCACAGUAAUAACUGUGGAAUUAGACAUAGAAUUCACAAUCUAUAAAACGUGUAGCAUUUAUCAUAGCCUAAGAUGUAUGGAAUAAGUCUCAUAAUAGAAGAUGUCAACAAGAACUGUGUUAAAUGUAGUAGGUUUGGUCCUUAUUUAACCUUUUGUAAUAGGAUGGGCUCCCUUUCUGUGAUUUUAUAUGGCUGCAGGUAGGUUUUGUUCUGCACGAGCUAUAAGCACAUUUUGCUCAAUUUUUGUUUCUUUCUGACGUGUAGCGUUGCACCAUCACUGUCCUUUAAAAAGUUUGAUCUUAUUUGCUAUGACCAUGCUUUAACAUGCCUGUAUUAUGGGUUUUCUGUGAGCCGCUUUCAUACGAUAACCGAAGGGAUUAACAGUGCCUGAACAAGGAAGGUCUUGGUAUUGAGCCAACAUUUGAAGGAGAAGCCAUUUAUUUGUUGCUGCUUCCCUUAUUGAGCUACUUUAAUCGCUUCGCCAUUUUCCUGUGCCUCUGACUUUCACUACCAUGACCGAGGCAAUUACUGUUAUAUAAUUUCCUAGUGUCCUCGGACUUACCCAAGCAUGUCAUACAAAUUGUGGCUGUCUUGGCAACCACAAUGUAUAUGUGUAUAGCACUCUUUUUUCGUAGUAGGUUAGUAGACUUCUGCAUGCUUACAAUGUGCAUUUAGAUUGCUAAUGAGACAGUAUACUUCCAACUUUGCCUUUAUUGAAGAACCUCGUGAUAAUAGAUACUUAGUAAGUAUACCAUGUCAACAUGCCUGGCAUUUAUAUAGUUCCUAAUAUAGGCGUACACCCUGUAGCAAGCUAUCACACAUGCAUCUAGGAUUGCCUUAUUUAGUGCAUAAUAUAUGUGCUAGUCCCAUAUCUUGGUUUGUUGCAGGCUCCUCGUCAUUUCUGUUGAAGCGAAUAAACGCCUAUCAUUUCUUUAAAUUGUUUUUGUUAUUUCUUUGAUGUAUUAUUUCUAUAAAUGCCACUGAAUGAUGGAGAAGAUCAUGGUUGCGUAAUGUCAAAAUACAGCACACUAUAUGAGGAAAUAGCAUGGCUAGUUCCUCUUUGCACAUCUCGAGUGCAAACAUCUUGAAGGAAGUCGCUCGGAGUUGUGUCCUAAUGUUUCUUUUAUGCUUCUGAACACUGUCAAUGACGUUAUUUUUGUGCUUUUAAAUUUGUUUAUAACUUGCAAUCAUGGAGAAGUUUGCAAAAAGUGUUUUUAGUCCACAAGCUUCCUGUAAAGAAUGCAACAAAUAACAUGCAAUGUGCAGCUUGGAAUGUGUAAUGUAGAUGUCGUUCGAAUACCUUUAGUGUGCUUGUAAAUGUGAAGUGCUUGACCCUUAAGAAAGGACUUGUGAAAUAAAUUUUGUCCCAUA
Dermacentor andersoni is the source of this 5015-nucleotide messenger RNA. RefSeq lists its product as uncharacterized. Gene Ontology annotation, cellular component: plasma membrane signaling receptor complex; cytoplasmic side of plasma membrane. The record is from RefSeq and is a predicted model, not a curated record. Lineage: Eukaryota; Metazoa; Arthropoda; Arachnida; Ixodida; Ixodidae. Gene Ontology annotation, biological process: regulation of canonical NF-kappaB signal transduction. Gene Ontology annotation, molecular function: tumor necrosis factor receptor binding.